Molecule: messenger RNA, 1283 nt
Organism: Oryzias latipes (Japanese medaka)
Lineage: Eukaryota; Metazoa; Chordata; Actinopteri; Beloniformes; Adrianichthyidae
Product: granzyme A
Biological process (GO): proteolysis
Molecular function (GO): serine-type endopeptidase activity
Source: RefSeq, a predicted model, not a curated record
AUACUACCCAGUUCAUCUGAAAACUCUAGAACUGCACGUUUUUUCCCGUAAGUGCUGCCACUACCUCCGCGGUUAGACGUGCUGUGUCACUGCAGCUCAUUUGCCUGGUUGUGAACAGUCAUGGUAAAUGUUCGCACUUUGAAACGAAAGAGUGUGUCUCUUUCACAUCUGGGUCAAACGCUGCUGACUCAUGUGUUUCCAUGGUCAGACCACAUCCUCAGAGUUGAGCUUAAAACCCAGGUUGUGCACUAAGGUGGGAGCAUUCACCCUCAGAUCAAAGACAGAAAGACGAGUAAAUGUGUUCCAAGAAAGGCUUUGCUGCUUUCAUCUUGGGGGGGCUUCUCUUUUUUGUCAACUCAGGUCAUGGCUCUGAGAUCAUUAAUGGGAAAGAAGUGGUGCCCCACUCUCUGCCUUACAUGGCUGUGCUGGCUGUGCUGCCGACAGCCAAAAAUGCCUCCUGCGGAGGGGUUUUAAUUGAUCCAAAAUGGGUCCUGACAGCUGCCCACUGCAUUGGCAUCAAAAAUGUAAUUUUGGGGGUGCACUCCCUCAAAGAAAAAGAGGCAAACUCCAAGCAGAUCCAGAAAGUGAAGACGCAUUAUCCUCAUCCGUGCUAUGAUAAGAACGAUACGGUCAAUGACCUCAUGUUACUCAAGCUUGAAAAGCCAGUAAAAGAGACCAAAACAGUGAAACCCCUGAAGCUGGCCCAGGCUGUUCAGGAUCCUGCUGGUGGUUCUCGUUGCAUGGUGGCGGGAUGGGGGAAAACGAACAACAUGGCCAAUCAAAUGUCUGACGUGUUGAUGAACACCAACGUGACUGUCAUCGACAGACAGAAGUGCAACUCGCCAGCCUUCUACAACCUGAAGCCUGUCAUCACCAGCAGCAUGAUUUGUGCCGGCUCUGAAGGUUCAAAAGUUGCAGACACAUGUGGGGGGGAUUCUGGUGGACCACUGGUGUGCAACAAUGUUCUGGUUGGAAUCACAUCUUUUGGAAGGUUGUGCGGAGUGAAAAAACACCCUGGGGUGUACAGUUUUCUGUCUGCAAAACAACUCCUGUGGAUCAAGAAGACAAUGAAGACCCCCCAAAUAUAAAUGAAUCAUCUCUUUCAAAUUGCUUUAUCUGUUUCUUUAGCUUUAAUUUCAUGUUUCACUUGAUCACAAACGUUUUUUGCAUUUGCAAUGAAGCAAAUAAUGUAAAAGAAAAGGCUGAACAUUUACUCUACUGUGGCUCACUUAGUUACAUUCUACUGGCUUUUCUACUGGACCUUUCCAUUAAACUCUUCCCUU